AUGUUCAAGACAUGUCUUCUCUUCCUGGCCGGUGCCGCGAUACUUCACGCGGCUCCGACUCCGAGCCCCACGGUAAGUCUGACUCCGGCCCAAAUCGAGGCUGGCUGCACCUUCCACAUGAUUCCGUUCCAUCCGGAGUGUCACGUUGCGGACAGUCAAGACAAUACUCUCCGCAUCGGAGCCACUCCGGCCCCAACCCCUAUCCUCGGCAUGGGAUGUCAUUUAGAGGAUGGUAGUAUCAUCCCGGAUUGUAAUCUACAAUUCGGUGGUGGGCCGCUUGGGCACGCCAUCGACGGAUGGAUAGACAGGCUGCUUUCUGGUCAUCACCAUAAACACCACAAGACUAGCCACCAUCUAUCAUCCACCGAAACGUCAAAUCAUAUGCAGACCACAACGAAGGGCCAUAAACACCGCAAGACAAAGAGUCAUAAGCACACCACAACCACAGCCAAUAUCCCGACCGAGACGACAAGCCAUGUGCCAACCACAACCACAAGCUCUCUUCCGACGGAAACGACGAGCCAUAGGCAGCACAAAACGACGGCCCCUAUGCCAACUCAGACAACGGGCGUAUCGACUGAGACAACAACCCACAAGCACUCCAAGACAAAGGGUCACAAGCAUACCAAAACGAAGGGCCAUAAGCACACCAAAACAACGAUCGAUAUCUCAACCCAAACGACAAGCCAUGUGCCAACCACAGCUAAAAGCUCUCUUCCGACCGAGACAACAAGCCAUGGGACAACCAGAUCAAAGAGCCCCAUGAAGACAACAACCAAGCAUGAGCACACCAUCUCAACACUCUCAAACCCAGGAAAGGACAGAAAGGCCCUAGAAAUUGGUCUCGGUGUUGGACUGGGUGCUGGUAUCCCCGGCGCUGCUCUCCUCGGAUGGCUCGGCAAAAAUAUCGCGGCGGCUAGAGGUGCCCCUCACAUGUACAAGGAAUGGUCGCGUUCCAUGCAUGAGUUCCAGAUGAAUCGUGUUCAAGAUUGGGUGGACCAGAUCUCGGAUCCCAAUGCUCAGAGUGGCUCCGAUAUCAGCGGCAGCGACGCAGACCUGGGAAGCGAGGUAGCCGACUCUGUAGACGAGUUGUACAACACGUUCCGUGAGCAGGGCUACGAUGCCAAUGAGGCCAUACAGAUUAUGCAGGAGCUCGAGGACUAUAUAGCUCCGGCAGAAUCUUCCGUGGGCGAAAGCGCUGGAGCCUCUUCCGUGGCCGAGGCCGCUUCUAGCCUCGCCGAUAUCGACUUGGCGGGCGUCCGGACAGCGGCGGACGUGGCGUCGUCGGGAGCGAGCCCCGAAGCGGUAGCUGACGCCCUCUUACGGGCAGGUGUACCCGCCGGUGAUGUUGCAUCCACAUCGGAAGCUGUCACUGCCGCAAUCAAUGCAGCACCCAGCGGCUCGCUGGGUAACCCGGCGUACAGCGCGGCCCUCAACGUUAUCUCGAAGGCUGUUAACCCCCAAAGUGUAGCUGCGGCCGAAGCAGCAACAGCCGCAGUUGAUGGUGUAAGUGGCGAGGCUCUCGAACCCUAUCUCAGCUCUACUGGUAUUCCACUGCACAAUCUGGAAAGCACGGCGGCGGCCGUGAAGGAUGCUAUCCGAGAAGCAUCGGCCUCCGGAUCAGACCCUGUCCGUGCCGCACUCGAUACCAUUACACACGCUUUCCCUCCUGGUUCCUCAGACACCAGCUCUGGUGCCAUCCCCGCCCCGAAUACAGCUGUUUCUGAGGCUGUCCUUGAUGUCAUUGGAGCCUCGUAUAACUUUUGGCAUGGAUACUCGUAUGCUGUCUAUGAUACCUUUCAGAAGCUCGACGGUAAGGCGCACUCGAAGACUCUGGAAGACAUCCUUGCAAACGGCCCGCCACCAGCUAUGGAGCCUUACAGGGGCAUCGCCUUUCCGUACCGUCGUGGAAAACCCCAAGGCCACAGCGACAAAUCAUCGAACGGAAAGCAUGAGAAAGGCUCCGACAAGCCAACCAGCACGAGCUCAUCCCCAAAGCCCACGUCUUUGAGAUCAUCGCCGACCGUGAAAGGGAUUGUCAAGCCAACUAGCACAGGUUCAUCUACUCCACCAGCGGCUACACAACCGGCUCUACCCGAUGUGGGUGAUUGUAUGGCUAAAUGGAACAAGGAGACACUCGAGGUCCGGGCCAGAAUUAGCAAGCUUCUACUUGAGCACAUAUUUACAUACCUGAGCCAGCCUAAGCCCAUAUAUCUGCUGUACCUCGGACGCACUGCUGUAGCCUUCAAAGAGUUCAACAGGUUGUGGCAUGCUGUCCCACUUGCAAUAUGCAGGGUGAAGCAAGACCCAAACACUCUUACACACAUUGGUCCAAGCGGGAUCUCGCAACAGGCUACCAUCGACGCGUUACUGGGCAUAUGGAGCGUGCUGCCGGAAGUCAAUCUGGACCAAUGA
This is a messenger RNA of Diaporthe amygdali, 2415 nucleotides long. RefSeq lists its product as uncharacterized. The record is from RefSeq and is a predicted model, not a curated record. The transcript has 3 exons. The coding region runs from base 1 to 2415 and encodes 804 amino acids. Lineage: Eukaryota; Fungi; Ascomycota; Sordariomycetes; Diaporthales; Diaporthaceae.